Pelobates cultripes (western spadefoot toad) is the source of this 25234-nucleotide messenger RNA. NCBI's taxonomy places the organism in Eukaryota, Metazoa, Chordata, Amphibia, Anura, Pelobatidae. The record is from the annotation of a GenBank genome assembly.
UACCCAUGAUGACAGAAUAGUACAGUCGGCGACACGGUAAGCUAGUAAACCGCACCCAAUGCCGCAAAACACACGCACACCUUGCGUGCCUAGCAGUAUCUACGUAUAAGCUGUGCGCAAGUGCUCAAUUACCAACACGGACAUUGAAAAUGGAGUGACUUGCGCCGUCUUACGUCAUAUAGACUGCGCGCGCGUCCCCGAGCGCAGGGAGGAGGGAAACGAUGACGUCACGGAGGAAGCGCGCGCGGAGCAGGGAGCCUGUCAUGGCGGGUGGCGGGAAAAGGAAACUGCGAGCCGGGCAGCAGGUGAGGAGCUCCCCGGGGAGGGUGCGUGACGUCACCACUACGGCAUAUCCCAGCGGUGACAUCAUCACUCCCCCCCCGGGCCACGCACUAUACGGAGAAUCCUCAGUGAAUUUAUAAUUUAUAAUCGGAUUGGAAUCAUACUGGGAGACACUGUAUGGGGGAGGGGGGGGGUCACUAUAUACUAUCACAGGGUCUGAGAGGGAGAUACUGUAUGGGGUCACUUUAUACUAUCACAGGGUCUGAGAGAGAGACACUGUAUGGGGGAGUCACUAUAUACUAUCACUGGGUCUGAGAGAGAGACACUGUAUGGGGGGGUCACUAUAUACUAUCACAGGGUCUGAGAGAGAGACACUGUAUGGGGGGGUCACUAUAUACUAUCACUGGGUCUGAGAGAGAGACACUGUAUGGGGGGGUCACUAUAUACUAUCACAGGGUCUGAGAGAGAGACACUGUAUGGGGGGGGUCACUAUAUACUAUCACUGGGUCUGAGAGGGAGACACUGUAUGGGGGGUCACUAUAUACUAUCACAGGAUCUGAGAGGGAGACACUGUAUGGGGGGUCACUAUAUACUAUCACAGAGUCUGAGAGAGAGACACUGUAUGGGGGGGUCACUAUAUACUAUCAGGAUCUGAGAGGGAGACACAGUAUGGGGGGUCACUAUAUACUAUCACAGGGUCUGAGAGAGAGACACUGUAUGGGGGUCACUAUAUACUAUCACAGGGUCUGAGAGGGAGACACUGUAUGGGGGGGUCACUAUAUACUAUCACAGGGUCUGAGAGGGUGACACUGUAUGGGGGUCACUAUAUACUAUCACAGGGUCUGAGAGAGAGACACUGUAUGGGGGUCACUAUAUACUAUCACAGGGUCUGAGAGGGAGACACUGUAUGGGGGGGUCACUAUAUACUAUCACAGGGUCUGAGAGGGUGACACUGUAUGGGGGUCACUAUAUACUAUCACAGGGUCUGAGAGGGAGACACUGUAUGGGGGGGUCACUAUAUACUAUCACUGGGUCUGAGUGGGAGAUACUGUAUGGGGGGGGGGGUGUCACUAUAUAAUCUCACAUGGUCUGAGAGGGAGAGACUGUAUAGGGGCACUAAAUACUAUCACAUGCAGGGAGGGGAAGCUAUGAUCACCUGUCACUAUAUACUAUCUCAGGCAUGCCCCUGUUACCAGUUCUGGAAGGGCAAGACAUGCCCACCAUGCUCUCCUGGUCACAUUUAAUUUGUAUGAUAAUGAUGGGCAGCACAUGAAAGCUGUGCAAAACACUCUUGGAAAGAAAUCACUUUAUUAAAGGCAUACUCCAGGCACCCAGACCACUUCUGCCCAUUGGAGUGGUCUGGGUGCCAACUCCCACUACUCUUGACCCUGCAAGUGUAAUUAUUGCAGUUUUCAUAAACUGCAAUAUAUACAUUGCGGGGUUAAGUCCUCCUCUAGGGGCUGUUUACUAGUCAGCCACUAGAGAAUACUUCGUGUUCAUUGGUUUAAAUGGACUUUGGACAUACUCGCGCUAUGUGAGGACCUCCAGCCUCGCCAAAAUCCUCAUAGGAAAGCCUUGUAUAAUGCUUUCCUAUGGGGAGGUCUAAUGCAUGUGCACAUUAGGUCUCCCCCACCGACGGCCGCGCGUUAGGUCUCUGGCGGGGGAAGAGCUUAGGCAGAGCCUGACCCAGCGCCGAGGGACAUCGGUGCUGUACUCCAGUAAGUCCAUAAAGGGGUUUUAAUCCCUUCAGCAAUUUGGGAUUGGGAGGUGGGAGGGAGAGGGGCACUAGAGGGUCCUGCAGUGCCAGGAAAACAAAUGUUUUCCUGUCACUGGAUAAUCCCUUUAAAGCAAGAAGGAGCAGUGUUAAAGGACUAUUCUGGGCCUUAAAGGUACACUAUAGUCACCAGAAAAACUACAGCUUAAUGUAGUUGUUCUGGUGAGUAUAGCCCUUCUCUCCAGGCUUUUUGCUCUAAACUGUUUACAGUGUUGCUUGGUUACACCUCUAGUGACAGUCACUUAGCCUCUAGAGGUUCUUGCUGUGCAGCACUGACGUUUAGUGUCUCCAAACCCUGCAAGGAGGCACUCAGCGGUCCCCAUAGAGAUGCUGACUAAUCUGGACAGGGUUGAUUAGUUGUGAUUGCCAGGGACAUGUUAACCCAGCAAUCUCAGCCUAUCAAAUCAAUGUCAUCCAGGUUGCCCCUUUUUAAUUCUCACAGCAGCAUUGUUUAUUUUAUCCAACCUCAAAGACCGUGAUAGACUGUCCUCAGGUUAGUAAAACUUGUGGCAGCAAUUUUUUUAAUUUAAACUGGUAAAUAGAAUUAAUCCCUAUAGCAGAGGAAGGAAACCUUCAGCACUCCAGAUGUUAUAGACUAGAUUUCUCCUGAUGCUUUGCUAGCAUAAUGGCUGUAAGAGAUUUCUGGGUUAUGUAGUCCACAACAUUUGGCGUGCUGAAGGUUGCCUUCCCCUUCCCUAUGCUAAUAACAUCUGCAUCAUUCACAGUUUUAUGAGUAAAGAUGGCAGCCGUGAUGUGACUUUUUAGAGUGAGUUGUGAAGGAAACUUUAGGGAGGUCAGGAUUUGUAUGCAGUGUUCAUGCCUUACAACUGUUUGGUCAUAAAGUGUUGCAUCCUCCUGGGGUUUCACUGCGGGGAAGGAUUGAUGCUGAAGCUAUUUUUGCUGAUUGUUGCCUUUAUAGGAACCUCUUAGCACCCUAAUCUAUUUAAUAAUCUUGUGUUGUACUUGGAAUUACACAUUAUUUGACUGGGGGAAAAAUUCAUUUAGCAAAUGGCCUUUGCUGUAAAAGGGGCCAGUAGCCAAUUAUAUAUAUUUUGUACAUUUAUUAUAACUUUGUUUCUAAUCCAUGUAAUGUAUGGGUAUGUAUGAAAUAUAUGUAUUUUUGUAGAGUGAAGAUACCUUGAAGAAUGAUGUCAAGAAAAGACGCUCUGGCCAAGCAGAUGUACCACAUGAUGUGCGGCAAGAGGUGGAAAGUCUUUAUCGACUUACCAUGCCAGAGGAUUUCUACCAUUUCUGGGCUUUUUGUGCAGAAAUUGACCCAGAAGCACCUUGUGGUAAAGCUUAAUUAUUUUUACUGUCUUCUGAAAAAAUCUAUAGAGUGCUAGUGUGUGGACCCCCACAGGCUGCAUUUUAAUAUAAUGCAUUAAAGAAAUGUUACUUUUUGCAUCAUGUAUUGUGCAGAAAUUGCAGAAUGCUUUUCAUGCCAUUCCUUUGCUCAGACUUUUUAUUCUUGCAAAAAACAGGUUUUCCUAUAAGCACCUACACAAGAAAAUGUAAACACACAUUACAUCUACAAACAGUAGCACUUAAAAAGCAUCAACCUAUUAUGCAUUGAUAUUGGUGGACAACACAUACAGUAUACAGACAUCGAAAGAAACUGAACCUUACUGAGCUGAUAUCUAGCAUCUCAAUAAAAACAGAGAAUGUGAGUACUCUGAGAGCAAGGAAAAGCUGAGACAAACUGCAAUAAUUUGCUUUUCGGUUAGUCCCCACUAUCGUUUUGGCUUUCUUUGGGCCAUGUCAGUGAGUUUUCGAAAAGCCAGACUUUACAGUAUACAGAGUUCAGAAGUUGACACUGGACCCCUCUCAUGAGUUGUGAUCUAGCAUUCACAAAAUAUUAAUGCAAACUAGUUUGAUAGGCCAGUACAAAGAGUUGUAAGUAUUUGAGAUGAACUCUAAUGUUGUGAAUAUAAUCCUGGGAAGUGGCAAUUACAAAGUCUCGAAAGGCAAGUGCCAAUUUCCAGUUAUGUUUAGAUUGCCAAAAAGUGUUUCCGGCUCUCGCUGAACUGUAGUGGAGGUAGGAGUGAUGCCCAGAAGACCCUAGGUAAGAUGCUGGGUAGAUAUUUUUCUUUUUUUUUUUUUUUUUUUUAAAAGCAGAAAGGGUAUCUGAGAUCAGAAGUUAUUUAUUUUUAAUAUCCCCUCCCCUUAUUUAACCUAAAGGGAUACUAUAGUCACCACAAACACUAUAGCUGGUCCCAGCAAGCUUUUUAAUGUAAGUGCAGCAUUACUACCAAGGGACACCUCUAGUGGCAGUCAUUUAGAGUCUAUAUUUUAGACAACCACUAGAGGUGAUUCCUAGUCCAGUGUGCAGCAUUGGCAUUCACUGUCUUCAAACACUGCUUAGAGGCACCGAACGUUCCCCAUAGAGACGUAUUAAUUCAAUGCAUCUCUAUGAGGAGAUGCUGAUUUGGCGCAGGAUGGCGUCUUGCCUCAAAUGCGGAAUAACCUCACAAUGCUUUCCUAUGGGACUGCUGUAAUUGUCAAACUCUUCUUGCUGUGCUCCUUCGCAUGCAGUUUAGUGAUGCUAAGGCUGGAGUGACGUCAUUUUCCAGUUCCUGGUAUCACUACAUAGCGUGCAGAACAGCAGGAACUGCAGCAAAGUUACUGCUCCCUCAUUGCCUCCACGCACAGUCGGCCGGCCAAAUCUGCAGAAUGACCUGGCUCCUGGACUUUGUCUCGCUCUGGUAUAAUAGGUAAAGGUGUCUAGUUUGUCUCAUCUUUUAUGUAAGUAGGUGGCACCAUAUUGGCAAAUUUGAUGGUAUUACCUGGCACCCUCUUCCUCCCCAUUGUAAAGAGUUCAUACCAGGGGCUGCUCCCCACCUGUGUUAAAGCUAAUUGAGAGCGAGAAACUCUUGGACUUAGCUUAGUGAAAAGUGUUUUCAGCUCUCGCUGAACUGUAGUGGAGGUAGGGAGUGAUGCCCAGAAGACUCUAGGUAAGAUGCUUAACUAUUCUAAAAUGGUUUGACAUCUUAUCAUGGGGGGCACAUGAGGCACUAUAGCUGCUACAGCGUCCUCUAAUGAUUAGGGAUCGACCGAUUAUCGGUUUUACUGAUAUUAUUUUCCGAUAUUCGGUAUUUUCGGCAAUAUCGGUAUCGGCUAAUUCAGAUACCGAUAUUGCAGAUAAUAUAUAACAGGACCGCCGGGCCUGGGAGGUGAGUAAAUGCUUGCUGCCAGCCCCCUCACAGCUCAGCCAAUGCCACUGGACCACCAGGGACUGCUAUACCCCCCCAGCCAGGUAACAAGCAGGAAGGGGGGACAACAAAAAUCAAAAUAUAAAAAAUAGUAAUUUAAUAAAAAAAUGCCCCCUCACACACACACUCCAUUAUAUACACAUACACUACACAAACACACUAUGUGUAUAUAAUGCAGUGUGUUUGUAUAGUGUGUGUGUGUGUGUGUGUGUGUGUGUAUAAUGCAGUGUGUUUGUAUAGUUAGUGUGUUUGUAUAGUGUGUGUGUGUGUGUGUGUAUAUAAUGCAGUGUUUUUAUUGUGUGUGUAUAUAAUGCAGUGUGUUUGUAUUGUGUGUGUGUGUGUGUGUGUAUAUAAUGCAGUGUGUUUGUAUAGUGUGUGUGUGUGUGUAUAUAAUGCAGUGUGUUUGUAUAGUGUGUGUGUGUAUAUAAUGCAGUGUUUGUAUAGUGUGUGUGUAUAUAAUGCAGUGUGUUUGCAUUAUAUACACACACUAUACAAACACACUGCAUUAUAUACACACACUGUAUAGUGUGUAUAUAAUGCAGUGUGUAUAGUGUGUGUCUAUAUAAUGCAGCGUGUUUGCAUUAUAUACACACUAUACAAACACACUGCAUUAUAUAAACACACUAUACAGUGUGUGUUUGUAUAGUGUGUGUUUGUAUAGUGUGUGGUGUGUGUAUAGUGUGUCUGUAUGUAUAAUGCAGUGUGUUUGUAUUGUGUGUGUGUGUGUGUGUAUAAUGCACACUACACAAACACACUGCAUUAUAUACAGUGUUUUUGUAGUGUUUAUAUACAGUGUUUGUGUAGUGUGCAUUAUAUACACACACUACACAAACACUGUGUAUAUAAUGCAGUGUUUGUGUAGUGUGCAUUGGACCACCAGGGACUGCUUGUAUAGUGUGUGUGUUUGUAUAGUGUGUUUGUAUAGUGUGUGUGUGUAUAGUGUGUGUGUAUAAUGCAGUGUUUGUAUAGUGUGUGUGUGUGUAUGAUGCAGUGUGUUUGUAUAGUGUGUGUAUAAUGCAGUGUGUUUGUAUAGUGUGUGUUUGUAUAGUGUGUGUUUGUAUAGUGUGUGUGUGUAUAGUGUGUGUGUGUGUGUGUGUGUGUGUAUAGUGUGUGUGUGUAUAGUGUGUGUGUGUGUGUGUAAUGCAGUGUGUUUGUAUAGUGUGUGUGUGUGUAUAAUGCAGUGUGUUUGUAUAGUGUGUGUGUGUGUGUGUGUGUAUAAUGCACACUACACACACUGCAUUAUAUACAGUGUGUGUAGUGUUUAUAUACACAGUGUGUUUGUGUAGUGUUUAUAUACAGUGUGUUUGUGUAGUGUUUAUAUAUACAGUGUGUUUGUGUAGUGUGCAUUAUAUACACACACACACACUACACAAACACUGUAUAUAAUGUAGUGUGCAUUAUACACAAUAUAUAUAUACACUAUAUAGUGUGUGUAUAAUGCACACUACACAAACACUGCAUUAUAUACAGUGUUUGUGUAGUGUGCAUUAUAUAAACACACUGCAUUAUAUACACACUAUAUAAACACACUGUGUAUAUAAUGCAGUGUUUGUGUAGUGUGCAUUGGACCACCAGGGACUGCUAUGCCCCCCCCCCCCGGCCAGGUAACAAGCAGGAAGGGGGGGACAACAAAAAUCAAAAUAUAAAAAAUAAUAGUAAUUUUAAUUAAAAAAAUGCCCCCUCACACACACACUCCAUUAUAUACACAUACACUAUACAAACACACUGUGUGUAUAUAAUAGUGUGUUUGUAUAGUGUAGGUAUAUAAUGCAGUGUGUUUGUAUAGUGUAGGUAUAUAAUGCAGUGUGUUUGUAUAGUGUGUGUGUAAUGCAGUGUGUUUGUAUAGUGUGUGUGUGUGUGUGUGUGUAUAUAUAAUGCAGUGUGUUUGUAUAGUGUGUGUGUGUGUAUAUAUAAUGCAGUGUGUUUGCAUUAUAUACACACACUAUACAAACACACACUAUACACACACUGCAUUAUAUGCACACACACACUAUACAGUGUGUUUGUAUAGUGUGUGUAUAAUGCAGUGUGUUUGUAUAGUGUGUGUGUGUAUAAUGCAGUGUGUUUGUAUAGUGUGUGUGUAUAAUGCAGUGUGUUUGUAUAGUGUGUGUGUAUAAUGCAGUGUGUUUGUAUAGUGUGUGUGUGUAUAAUGCAGUGUUUGUAUAGUGUGUGUGUGUGUGUAAUGCAGUGUGUUUGUAUAGUGUGUGUGUGUGUGUGUAUAUAUAAUGCAGUGUGUUUGCAUUAUAUACACACACUAUACAAACACCAUUAUAUAGACACACACACUAUACACACACUGCAUUAUAUACACACACACACACACACACUAUACAGUGUGUUUGUAUAGUGUGUGUGUGUGUGUGUGUGUAUAAUGCAGUGUUUGUAUAGUGUGUGUGUAUAAUGCAGUGUUUGUAUAGUGUGUAUAAUGCAGUGUUUGUAUAGUGUGUAUAAUGCAGUGUGUUUGUAUAGUGUGUAUAAUGCAGUGUGUUUGUAUAGUGUGUAUAAUGCAGUGUGUUUGUAUAGUGUGUAUAAUGCAGUGUGUUUGUAUAGUGUGUGUGUGUAUAGUGUUUGUAUAGUGUGUGUGUGUAUAGUGUUUGUAUAGUGUGUGUGUGUGUAUAGUGUUUGUAUAGUGUGUAAUGCAGUGUGUUUGUAUAGUGUGUAAUGCAGUGUGUUUGUAUAGUGUGUGUGUGUGUGUGUGUAAUGCAGUGUUUGUAUAGUGUGUGUGUGUGUGUAUAUAUAAUGCAGUGUGUUUGCAUUAUAUACACACACUAUACAAACACACCAUUAUAUAGACACACACACUAUACACACACUGCAUUAUAUACACACACACACUAUACAGUGUGUUUGUAUAGUGUGUGUGUGUGUAUAAUGCAGUGUUUGUAUAGUGUGUGUGUGUGUGUAUAAUGCAGUGUGUUUGUAUAGUGUGUGUGUAUAAUGCAGUGUUUGUAUAGUGUGUGUGUAUAAUGCAGUGUGUUUGUAUAGUGUGUGUGUAUAAUGCAGUGUGUUUGUAUAGUGUGUGUGUGUAUAAUGCAGUGUGUUUGUAUAGUGUGUGUGUGUGUGUAUAAUGCAGUGUGUUUGUAUAGUGUGUGUGUGUAUAAUGCAGUGUGUUUGUAUAGUGUGUGUGUAUAAUGCAGUGUGUUUGUAUAGUGUGUAUAAUGCAGUGUGUUUGUAAUGCAGUGUUUGUAUAGUGUGUUUGUAUAGUGUGUGUAAUGCAGUGUUUGUAUAGUGUGUGUGUGUGUGUGUGUAAUGCAGUGUUUGUAUAGUGUGUGUGUGUAAUGCAGUGUUUGUAUAGUGUGUGUGUGUAAUGCAGUGUUUGUAUAGUGUGUGUGUGUAAUGCAGUGUUUGUAUAGUGUGUGUGUAUAAUGCAGUGUGUUUGUAUAGUGUGUGUAUAAUGCAGUGUGUGUGUGUGUGUAUAAUGCAGUGUGUGUGUAUAAUGCAGUGUGUGUGUAUAAUGCAGUGUGUGUGUGUGUAUAAUGCAGUGUGUGUGUGUGUAUAAUGCAGUGUGUGUGUAUAAUGCAGUGUGUGUGUGUAUAAUGCAGUGUGUAUAAUGCAGUGUGUAUAAUGCAGUGUGUAUAAUGCAGUGUGUAUAAUGCAGUGUGUAUAAUGCAGUGUGUAUAAUGCAGUGUGUGUGUGUAUAAUGCAGUGUGUGUGUGUGCAGUGUGUGUGUGUGCAGUGUGUGUGUGUGCAGUGUGUGUGUGUGCAGUGUGUGUGUGUAUAAUGCAGUGUGUUUGUGUAGUGUGUGUGUAUAAUGUAGUGUGUGUAUAAUGCACACUACACAAACACACUGCAUUAUAUACACAGUGUGUUUGUGUAGUGUUUAUAUACAGUGUGUUUGUGUAGUGUGCAUUAUAUACACUACACUAAUACACACUGCAUCCACUACACACUAGACAAAUAUACACACAAACACACACUGCAUCCACUACACACACCGCUCCCCUGUCUAAACACACUGCACCCACUACAUGUGGCAUGUAUAUUUUGUGCAUUUACCUUUAGAAAUAGUUUUUAUUUGCCAAAAUGGUAAAUGUACAGAAUAUCGGUAUCGGCUCUAAAAAAAAAAAAAAUCAAUAUCAGUUGAUCCCUAGUAAUGAUUAUGGAGCUAAUCUUUUAAUUGUAUUCAUAGUAUGUUUUAUCAUAUGCUGUGCUGUUACUAAUAUAGAAAGGGGCCAUUUGGAUGCACUGAGUAGGUUCCAGGUAGCAAGAUCUGCAGGAAUGUUAAGGAAUCUGGAUGUUUGUGUUCCCUCUUGCUCUUGUUAGUGCUGAUUAGUUUGAAUAUUAUUUCAUAAUUCUUGUCUUUAUUUGCUCUUUGUCCAGCCAGCAACCAAGACAGAAUAUGUAUGAGGUGAUAUUUACCGUUUGAUUAAUUUAAUCUGUCAGAUGUCUCUGAAGUGCUCAGGCACAAAACGUAUAAGCAUCAUUGGCUCAGGGCUCCCUCCUAUUUGCUUUGUUCCAGCUGAAGUUUUAUAUGAAAAAAUAAAGAAUACCAAUAAGCACAAAAAUAGUUCAUUUAUGAAGCCUGUCUUCUCACUAAAAGCAGCAUGAGUAGGUAAUUUCCAGCAAUUUUCUAGAAAAUCACUAGUGUGGCAAUUUUGUAUUCUAGCUUUUUUUUUUUUUUCCUUCUAAAUAAUUUGCUUUUCUUCUCCGUGGAUAUCAUGUGGCAUUUUGGUGCCUCCUAACCCUCCCUAAUGUCGCAAAUUAAAUGAAGUUAAGAAUGUUGUAUUUCCUCUGGUCACUGAAAUACCAGUGCUCAGCUAGUAGGCACUCAUAUUGGUGAGAGCUAGACUGAAGACGAGAUUAGGUUAAGCUAUAUUCCACCUUAAUUUUAUUUUAGAAGUCUGGUUAUGCUUUAGUACUGCUAGUCAGAAAUAUACCCUCAGUUUGUGCUUUGGGCCUUGUACAUAUUUUGCUGCUAAUUUAAACCCAAUUAAUUUGUUUUCAGAUGCUCUGAAGUCUAUCAUUGGCCUUCAGCUUGUCGGCCCUUAUGAUAUUCUUUCUAAGAAGCACAAGAAGACUAAGAAGGGAGCUGAUAUUGACUACAAUCUGCACUGGAGGUUUUUUUAUGAUCCCCCUGAAUUCCAGACUGUUCUUGUAGAGGACAACAGAACACAGUUUCAUAUGGGAUACUUCAGGUAAAAUGCAAAUUACACAGCAACUGGAUGGCUUAUUUAUCCAGCACAAAAAAUGUAUUAAAGGACCACUAUAGUGCCAGGAAAACCUACUCGUUUUCCUAUCACUAUAGUGCUCUGAGGGUGCCCCCACCCUCAGGGACCACCUCCCACCGGGCUCUGGGGAGAGGAAGGGGUUAAACUUACCUCUUUCUCCAGCGCCGGCUGGGGAGUUCUCCUCCUCUUCGGCUGAAUGCGCAUGCACGGCAGGAGCCGCGCGCGCAUUCAGCCUGUCCAUAGGAAAACAUUCACAAUGCUUUCCUAUGGACGCUGGCGUCUUCUCACUAUGAUUUUCACAGUGAGAAGCACGCAAGCGCCUCUAGAGGCUGUCAAGAGACAGCCACUAGAGGCUGAAUUAACCCUAACAUAAACAUAGCAGUUUCUCUAAAACUGCUAUGUUUAUAUAAAAAAAAGGGUUAACCCUAGCUGGACCUGGCACCCAGACCACUUCAUUAAGCUGAAGUGGUCUGGGUGCCUAUAGUGGUCCUUUAAUAUAAGCAUUACAAAUGUAAGUUCUUAAAGGGACAAUAUAGUCAACAACUUUUGCUUAAUUAAGCAGUUUUGGUGUAAAUCUCACUGUUUAAUUAUCUGCCAUUAAAUCAUGUUGUUUAUGCAGCCAUAGGCACACCUCCCUGCGUGUGACUUACACAGCCUUCCUAAGCACUUAUUGUAAAGAGUCUUAUAAUGCUUACACUUUCUUUAUUGCAAAUUGUUUAAUUUAGAAUUUAUUUUCUCCUGCUCUGUUAAUAGCUUACUAGACCCUGCAGGAGCCUCCUGUGUGUGAAUAAAGUUAAAUUUACAGAGCAGGAGAUAAACUUUUAAUGCAAGUUACAACUGAUUGUAAAUUAAACCAUUUUAUUUUCAUGCAGGCUGUGUCAGUCACCGCCAGGGGAGGUGUGGCUAGGGCAGCAUAAACGGAAACAAAAAUGAUUUGACUCCUAAAGGAAGGAGAAUUGAUGGGGCGUGAUCUAUAUACCAAAACUGCUCAAUUAACCUAAAGUUGUGGGGGUUUUUUUUUGGGGUUUCUUCUUGGGGUGAAGGGGGACACAACACAGUUUCUAUAAAAGCAGCAUUCAAACCAUGUUUAACAUUUUGAAGUAAUAUUUGAUUUUGCAAGCUGGAUUGCAACUUUUUGCAGUUAUUUAUCUUCUGUUGAGGCCAGAAUUUUCAGCAGUGUCCGCUACUUGCUUAGAAAAAUAAUUGAAGUCCAACAUCAGCCGCAGGUCCACAGUAUAACAUCACUCUAAUGAUUAUACUGGCAGAAAAAUAUAUUUGCUGCUUAGAUACAAUCUUUUAUGUUUGCAAAUAAUCAUUUACAGGACAUCUGUAUCUUGAAUAUUUUAUAACCAGGGACAGUCCUGAAGAGCUACCAGUAUUUGUUGGUGCUAAUGAAGCAAGUAAAGGAUGCCUGGUCUCUCAGCUUGGAGAUAAUCUGUUUGCUGCAGUAAAGUAAGGUGUUUGGUUUUUUAUUUAUAAAAAAAUUUGUUUAGUUUUUUCCUGUCAUCCAUUAAAUAGAUAUUGGAUUCAAAUAAAAUAAUGCAAAACAUAUGUGAAAGAUAUUAUUUUCAAAGCUUUGAAGAGGCACUAUUUAGUGGCCAUUACAGGUAUAAUUCUCUCUAAACAGGUAGACUACCAAUUAAGAGUGUCUCCUUCUGUUUUGUGGCAUCUAUUUUUAUACCAUAAAGACUCUGUCCAGCAGGUUUUUACAUUGAUUUAAAAAAAAAAAAAAAAAAAAAAUAGUUUGUCCCAAAAGUUGUUCCACUUAUUGCAUAUUCUGAAUGGCACUGUUAUCUAAACUCAUAACAGCUUCAUUAUGGCUACAAUGAGUUUAUAUUUAGCUGAUUGAGUGAACUGGACUAAGUGUACCAAUUGGCAAAGCUAUGAUCUAUGUAUGUGCUCAGACCAAGUUGUGCAUGUGCCUGCUGAAGCUGGAGAAACUACAUAUCAGGCAACCCGAUUAAUAGCGCUGAGGGCAAAGUGCAGGGUCCUCUCUUGAUCCACAACUAUGCUUUUUAUGAUGUCAUGACUCAUUUAACAGAAGACUCCAAUGCUGUCAGUUGUGUGUGUGUAUAUGUAUAUGCGGCAAUGUUUACGUUGCUGUGCUAAACACGCCUCUAGUGGCUGUUCUCCUCACAUCUCCUACAUGGUGCUUCCGUGACAUUCAAAGUCCUCUUAGACAUUGAGAUGCAUCGAUUGAAAUCCGAUUUCUUCAUGCAUAGACCAGCAUUGGAGUUAGCGCAGCUCUUUGAGAAGCAUUUGCUGUGCAUAUGCGUUUAGUCCACAAUGCUUCCCUAUGAGAGGAGCAUUGAAAUGGACAAGCCUGAUGACAUUAGUGGAGGCAGACUGGGCUGCAUAGAAGAGGGGGACCCAAGAAUCUAAAAGACCCAUGUCUAACAAAUUGGUGUUUAAAAAAAAAAAAAAAAAAAAUGAAUCUCAUUUUAUGGUCUUCCUUAAAUGGAAUGCAAGGACUGACUUAUAUUCACUAAAGUGUUAGUUGCCAAGACUCAAAAGUGACUUGCACAUUGGCCUAAAAUUUUAAAUUCACUUAUGCAUUCAGCUACUUUACUUUUGAAAUGUGUUUUUGAUAUCAUGGGAUUUCCAAUGGGUUUUUUUUUGUUUUUGUUUUUUUUUGUAAAUUGUGAAUUCUGUUCAAUGUGUCUUUUUCAGACAGUUUGCCUCAAAGAAGCUUAAAGAAGCCACAGAUAAGGGGACAUUGUCUCUUGUGAAACAUUUGGUAGAGAAAGUGACUGGUGCAGCAGAAGAGCUGGGGUAUAACGUAGACCUAAAAUCCCCUGUUAUGAAAAAGAGGGACAAAAAAGUAUGCUUGCGCUUUUUUCUUAAUUUGCUUUACCAUUAUUUACCAUGCAUAACUACAUUUUACUCUCAUAUCUACGAUAUUACCCUCAGGGGGGUGUGUGUGUGUGUGUGUGUGUGUGUGUGUGUAUGUAUGUAUGUAUGUAUAUCAGUUUUAAAGAUACAUAGCGGAAGCCAUGUUACAAAAUACUAUAGGGGGGAUGAAAAACGAAUGCGAGUAAAGCAGUAAAAAGUAACUCCUAUAUCAAAAUAAAAGCAUAAUGGGAUGAUAAUCAGACUAUAUGAAAGUAACAAUACAAGCUUAAAUAGUACAGUCAUGAGUUACAAAAGCCCACCAGUUGCCAAUAUCGAUAAGUAUGGCUGUAAUGUCAUGGGGCAUUAAAAUGACAUACCAUUACUCAGAAAACCAAGUAAAUAAUGUCUUUUGUAUUGUAUUUCUCACUUGACCUUUCCUUUCCCUCUUACCUCCCCAUGAACAUUCCAUGUCUAUAUGAAGUUGUAGUUGUGGUAUAUAUUGCUCACUUAAAAUAUCAUACCAUUUAUUUUAACCCAGUAUAGACACCUUAAAGUGUAACUUAUGCUUUUUACGGGACACUUCUUCCCAAAAAAUAUAUAUAAUUUAGUACAAUUUUAUAUAUAUCUAACAUGCGUAUUUUAAACAAUACCCCUAAUGAAAAUAUGCAUGCUGUUAUUGCUGCAUUUUAUUUACAUUAGGAGUAUAUCUAAAACCACUCUCAAAUGUAUAAAUUUGGAGAAAAACCUAUUUAAAAAUAGGUUUUUCUCCUAUAUGCUUCUGAGUUUCUCAGCAGACACUCAAUGAUGAGGAAUUGAGAGACAGGGAGAGUAGAAGAGACAUCCAACAGGAGGCCCUCUGCUCUCUAACCAUAGCAACCACAGUGCAUGCAGUGCUGGUUAGGCAGUAUAGGAAAUUAGUGAUGUGAUGUCCCUCUGUUCAGACGCCGGAAAUCAAGCCAGUAUAUUGAUGUCAUGGAAGAGGUUUGCCCUGCAAAGCGACAAAGAUUUGAGUGGGUGCACUUACAGACCAGACGCUUACAGAAGCGUGGGAGCGGAGGACCACGUGUGGUGACAGUCUGCUCUUUUGUGAAUAUAUGCCAUUAUUUUGUUUUGUUUUCCUUACUGGUUUUAACACUUCUAGUUUAGAGUAAAAACUGCAAUUGAAAACUGACAACUGUUCAAUUACCCUUUGGUGAGAGAGAUGAAAAGGUCUAUGAAGUCAUAUGAUUUAAAGGGACACUAUAGUCACCAGAACUACAGCUUAUUGAAUUUUUUUCUGGUGAGUAGAAUCAUUACCUUCAGGUUUUUUGCUGUAACCACUGUCUUUUCAGAGAAAAUGCAGUGUUUACAUUACAGCCUAGUGGCCACUCCUCAGCUGUUAGAGAUCCUUCCUCGGUCAUGGCUGCCUAAAAUGGAUACAAACAUUCAGUCUCUCCUCCCUCUACAUGCAGACACUGAACUUUCCUCAUAGAGAUUCAUUAAUUCAAUUCAUCUCUAUGAGGAGAUGUUGAUUGGCCAGGGGUGUGUUUGAAUUGUGCUGACUCUGCCCCUGAUCUGCCUCCUUGUUAGUCUCAGCCAAUCCGAUGGGGGAAGCAUUGUGUUUGGAUCAGGCUACCACUUCUGAUGUCAGCAGACGGUUUGUUUUUCUGAGGCAAACAGCAUGCAGAGCUACAGCUUCAGGCUUGAAUACAAGUAAGAUUUUGCUAUGUGUAGGGAGGCAUGAAGGGCCCAGGGGGUCUAGAUGGUGGUUUUAACACUGUAGGGUCAGGAAUACAUGUUUGUGUUCCUGACCCUAUAGUGUUCCUUUAAAGGACCACUAUAGUGCCAGGGAAACAAACUCGUUUUCCUGGCACUAUAGGGUCUAUAUGUGUCCCACUCUCGCCAGGCUAAAGGAGGAGGAAGGGUUUAAACUUGCCUUUCUCCAGCACCGGAACUGUUCUCACUGUGAUUUUCACAGUGAGAAGUGCCUCUAGCAGCUGUCAAUGAGAAGCCACUAGAGGCUGGAUUAACCCUAUUAUAAACAUAGCGGUUUCUCUGAAACUGCUAUGUUUACAGCAGGCAGGGUUAACCCCAGAUGGACCUGGCACCCAGACCACUUCAUUGAGCGGAUGUGGUCUGGGUGCCUACAGUGGUCCUUUAAGCAAGACACAAAGCUUAAUAGUCUGGACUUUAUCCACUAUGUGAUUGUUUCAAUGCAGCAUGUUGUAGUACAGAGUACAAUGCUUGUGUCAGUGUCCAAAUACUAAUUGGCUGGGAGGUUUAAGUUGUUGAAAUAACUUGCGUCUUAAAAUACACCUUUGGUGUAUUCUGUUUUUAUUUAUCUAUUUUUCAAGCUGAUGUCUGACUCUAUCAGCUGUCAAAUAACAAUAUGUGACAAUUUGGUCUAAUAUAUAUCUUCUGGUAUGUUUAAUGAUUUUCCAACAGUGUGAAUUUUCAGAAUGAGUAUACUUUAUGAAAAGGUCAAGUGACACUUCCUCAAAGUUGUCCAAAACGAAGAAGUAUGACUAACUAGCCUCCACACAUUUGGUCUUUCACAACCAAAUAUCCAACACUGUGAUGGAAACCUGUUGAGCUUUGUGGUGUGCAAACAUUUGGCUAUAACUUGUGGUCCGCUUCUCUAUUCCAUUCAUCACAUAGGUUUCCUCCCUUUGUUUUUUUUUAAUAGAUUACAAAAAAUGCCCUGUCCCUGCAAAUACACUAGGUCCUAGUGACUAGGACAUGACCAAGGGAAUUGGGGUUUUCCCUCUCCGAAGUAAACUUUAAAGUUUUUAGAAAUGUACUUGCAAGGUUCCUCUUGCAAUUUGUGCAAGUGUUGCAGUUACUCAAUAAAAAUAAAUCUCAAACAAUUGCAUUAUAAGUCUGUGGAGAUUCUGAAGAACACCCUUUUGUGCAUAUAUUGGCUAACUUCUGGGGAUCGUGGAAAAAUAAAGCUGUAACUUCCUCGCAGCAGCCAUGACAGAUUUUAUUUUUAUUUAAUUUUUUCCUCAAAAACCCCCCACAAAAAAACAGGAAGCCUUUUGUAAAAAUAAAUAAUGCUUUAAAGGAACAGUCCCACCCCCAGAACAACUUGAGCUCAUUGUAGUUAUGUGGGCUGGUGUCCCUAUAGGAUCCCUAUCAACAACAGAUUGUGAACUGCUUAUCUCAGAUUCACUUUGGCGUGUCGUGUAUUACAUUUAUUCAUCUUUUUCUUUUUUUCUUCAGAAACAGGAGAUUGACACUUCUUCUGUUCUUCAAAAUACAUAUUUUCUCAAUUCAGGGUUGGUAAUCCUUCUCCUAGUAGGUUCCUUAUACAAGAGGUGCAGGUACAUAGGUGAUGCCUCCUACAUUUGCUCUUAUGUGGAUUUUAUUUCAUCCAUGAUUAUAGAAGUAGACUUUAAAAGUAGACUAGAAGUAGACUAAAAAAUUAAGGAUUAAAUGCUAAAAUAAAUUUAUGGUUUUAAGAUUUUUACAUUCAUUCUCUUUAACUGCUCUUCUCUUAUAAUAUGUGAAUGUAAUGUAUAUUUUGUUUUCAACAGGGCGCAGUCUGAAUGUAAUGUCCUAAAUUAAAAUGUGUGUAAUUUCUGUCCUUUUUCUUAAGGAUAGAGGCAAUUGUACAGUGCUGUAUAUGUACAGGCUUCAUGGUAUUUUGGAGAUUUACAGGGUCAAAUAACUGACCCCUUUUAGUUUUUACACAUUGAAAUUUGCCAGAUUGGUUUGCUGGGCCUGUGUUACCUUUGAGGCUGUAUGGCAGCCCAGGAAUGUCAAAUACCCCCAUUCAUUGCAAAAGUGGACAACACAAUGUAUUCAAAAUGGGUUAUAUCCAGUCUUUUCUAGUAGCCACAUAGUCACAAAUCCUAACCAAAAUUAGUGUUCAUAUUUUUUUUAUUUUUAGCAUUUUUCCACAUUAAACCACACUUUCAUUGAUAUUAUCACUAUUCAUUUUACUGCCCUAAAACACUCGUUUGAGUUCAGCAGUCUCAAGUGUACAGCAGUACCCCCUAGGUUGUAUGGGGUUUUGGAAUGUUACAGGGCCAAAUAUAGGGCUAGCCAAUAUGUUAUACACACCAGUCGGAGUCAUGUGAUCAUGAUGCAGCUGGGCGGGAUUGCCUUGGUUAUCAUCCAGUGCACCCGAUUGCAAUUGCCGCUGAGGGUUAGUGUGCCGGCUGCUGCUGGGAGGGCCUGAUCGUUGGGGUGUGCUAUGCUGCUCUAACAGCGUUUUUGUUGGGCAGCAUAGCAGGCUCUUCGUCAUUAAGGGGUUACUAUUAUUAAACACGUAAACUGAUCACUUUUAUGUAAUAUGUAGUUUUGAAAUGACACUUUAUUCUUAGUGUAUUCUCUUUAAUUCAGGUUGUGACAAAAUCUUUUCAUGGUGCAGGCCUUGUGGUCCCAGUGGAUAAGAAUGAUGUUGGCUACAGGGAGCUUCCUGAAACAGAUGGUAUGUUUAUAUUUUGGCAUUUUCUCUUAUAUUGGGAGCAAAAUUUGGUGAAUACUUUCCUGUUGGGGAUUUGAAGAUGCCGAGCAAAGAGUGAGGAUGUCCAGCGUUGUUUCACAAAGUUAAACUCCAUGAAACAGAAGGAAGCACCUCUUGUGGCUGUCUGCUUAACAGCCACUAGAGGCAGUCCUAACGUUGCAUUGUAAACAUUGCACUUCCUCUAAAGCUACUAUGUUGUACAUUGCAAGGUUAAGAGAACAGGGACAGGGCAUCCAGGCCACUUCAAUGAGAUUACAUGCUCUGGAUGCCUAUACUGUCUCUUUAAAAGGACACUAUAGUCACCAUAACCACUACAGCUUCAUGUAGUUGCUCUGGUGUCUAUAGCCUGUCCCUGCAGGCUUUUCAAUGUAAACACUGGUUUACAUUUCUGCCUAGUAACACCUCUAGCAGUCAUUAAAUCAAUGCAUCUCUGAGGAUUGGCGCAGCACGGUUGCGCAUUAGCCUCCCAAUAUUUUCCUAUGGGAAAGCGUUGUGUUGGCUGUGACACAGGAAGGGGGUUGAGCCAGCUCCACAGACCCGCACUGGAGUUAAGGUGUAUGUGUAUGUAUGUAUGUAUAUAUAUAUUGCACACACUACAACUGAGGAUUUUUCACUGUAGUGUACAUUUCUCUCAAAAGCAAACAGCAUAGGUCAAAUCAAGCAUCUGUCACGUAUUCAUCCGCACAUAAAAAUGUGGUUAAUGACAUUUACUGUCCUGACAGCAAAAGUUGUGCCGAGCAGCAAUCAUGCACAUGGAAAGCUGGUAAUUGCUUUUGGGGGUCAAAGGCUGGUUAUGGCCCAUCGGAUCCACAGGAGGGCUAUUUAAACCCAAUUCUCCUUUUGCUCAUUGUCCUGUCGUGGUUUCAUCCUGAUCUUGAUUUUCUGGUAUUUGACUUUGGCUUCGUUUUGACUUCCCUGAAUUCUGGUAUCCUUGAAUUUUGGCUUUCCCUCAUUGUUGUCUGAUUCUGUGUUCCUGACCUCGGCAAGUAUUUUGAUUUAUUCUUGGAUACGUUAAGUCUGGCCAUUCUAAGGUCCGGUUAUACGUUCUUCUUAGUCAGAUGUGUGACACAGUUCUGCAUGUUGGAUCAACUUGUAAUCCUGACAGCAUCUUAUCCAUUUUUAAUCUGGGGUCCAUUCAUCAAAUAUGUUUUGAAAUGUACACUAUAAGCACUAAAAUCACUUUAGCAUAAUGGGGAGAUUUUGGUGUACUCACUGAUCAAUUAUCUGCCGUUUAGGAAUUAAUUCAAUUUUGUUUGUGUAGGUUACAUGCAAAGGAGAUAUGGCUGCAUAGUCUCAGUAUACACUCCCUUUAAAGAAAGAUCUAAUAUUUAAUCUUUCUUUACUGCACUGUAUAAUUAAGUUGGCAUUCCUUUUUUCCUGCUCUGUUAAUAUCCUGCAAGAAUCUCCUGUGUGUGAUUAUAGCUCAGUUAAAAGGAACUCCUAUAGGCACCAAGACCACUUCAGCUCAUUGAAGUGGUGUGGGUGCAUAGUCCAGGUCCCUUAAUCAUGCAAAGGUAAUUAUUGCUAAUAAACUGUAAUUCCCUUUUCGAAGGUUAACACUACCUCUAGUGGCUGUCUAGCAGACAGCCACUAGAGGGGCUUCCGGGUCGUUAGGCGACUUUUGGUCGCCUACCUGACGCUGCACAUGGUCACGCUAUGCAUUAGGGCAUCCAGGGUCACCUAAAGCCCAUAGGCAUUAUACAGGCUUUCCUGUGAGGGUAAUACUAAUGUGAGCGUGCGCAUUAGGUCUCCACUGCCAGCUGACUUCAGGGGGGAGGAGCACCAAUGGAGCCAGAACCAGUGCCGAGGGACAUCGUUGCUGGAACAAGACAAAUGACAGAGACAGAAGGGCAGGGGCUGGCUGUGGGGGGGCACUAUAUUGAUAGGGAAACAACUUUGUUUUCUUGGAACUAUAGUUUCCCUUUAACAUAGGAACUUCUAAAGUAAACAGACUGACCACAUACAAUUGUGAGAGUCCCAGUCAGGGGAGGUGUGGCUAGGGCAGCAUAAACAAAAGUGAUUCAAUUCUUAAAUGUCAGAGAAUGAGCAGCAUCAUACUACAGGGGUAUGAUGCACACUUUAAAAUUGUUUAAUCAAAAGGAUACUAUAGCCAACAAAAAAACUAUAGCUUAAUGAAGCAGUUUUUGUGUUUAAAAAAUAAUCAUGACCCUGCAAUCUCACUGAUCAAUUUACUGCCAUUUAGGAGUUAUAUCAUUUUUGUUUGUUUAUGCAGCCCUAGCUACACAUUGUUAUUGUUUAUAUAGCGCCAACAAAUUCCCCAGCGAUUUACAGUGGGUGGACGAACAAACAUGUAGUUGUAACCAGACAAGUUGGACACACAGGAACAGAGGGGUUGAGGGCUCUGCUCAAUGAGCUUAAAUGCUAGAGUGGGGUAAAGUGACACAAAAGGUAAGGAUAGUAUUAGACUAAUGACAGUUGCAAGAGAGGAAUCAGUUGGGAGCUAUUAACAGUUUAAUUGAUGCACUUAAAUGGUUUCAUUUUCAAUCAGAUAUAACUUGGUGUAAAGGUUUUUAGCUCCUGCUCUGUAAAUUUAACUUGAAUUACAUACAGGUGGCUCCUGGAGGGUUUAGCAAGCUAUUAACAGAGUAAGAGAUGAUACAUUCUAAAUUAAACUUAAUUUGCAAUAAAGGAAGUGUAAACAUUAGAUGACUUUCUUUACAGGAAGUGUUAAGGAAGGCUGUGUAAGUGACAUGCAGGGAGGUGUGACUAGGAAUGUAUAAACAAAGCGCUUUAACUCCUAAAUGACAGAGAAUUGAGCAAUGAGACAGCAGUGGCAUGAUCUAUACACCAAAACUGCUUUACUAAUCUAAAGUUGUUUUGGUGACUAUAGAUUCCCUUUAAGCUAAAUUUGUUUUGGUGCUUAGAGUAUUCCUUUAACUAUCCAAGAUUAUCAGGCCCCGCUAUUUAUUUUGUUGACCGCAACCUUUUUUUUGUUUUUUGUUUUUAAGGUAACCUCAAACGAAUUUGCAAAAAUAUUGUUGAAGCAGCAAAUGAUGAUGCAAGAAUGAAAGCCUUUGCGCCCAUUCAGGAGAUGUUCACAUUUGUUCAGUUUGCAAAUGAUGAGUGUGACUAUGGCAUGGGCUAUGAACUAGGAAUAGACCUCUUCUGUUAUGGAUCACAUGUAAGUGCUUAAUCAUGUUUGCGCCUAUAUAUUGUAAGAAACACAGAUAGUGAAUUUUGAUAUUUUUGAAGAUUUAACUGCUUUGGAAACUUUUAAGCACUUCACCAUUACAGCUUAUUGUAGCGACUACAGUGUUUUUAAGCUGUUUCUGCAAACUUAGAUUUAGAGCUGUUGCAUUUUCAUUAUCUUUUAUUAUUCUUUUUAUCUUAAUCUUCAGCACCUAGGAUCCCUCUCACUCAAUAACCUCACAUAGGGAAGCCAUCAGUCUACUAACACCAUGGUAGACUGCAAGUCAGACUAUUCCUCCCAUCCCCUUUUCAAAAGCUGUAUUGUUUGUAUGUAGACAGCACUGUUCCUUCUCUACUCAGAGACUAACUUGCACAGUAUGAGUAUAUGAGUAGACAGCAUGUUCUCACACCUUACAAGCAUUUGGAUUGUUCAGUAGGGAAGCAAUACCAGUUGGUAGAGGAAUGGUGACUUUCUACAGAUUAAACAGAGUUAAAUUGUUUUUUUCUUUUUUUUUUCUUAUUUUUUAGCAUUUAUGAAUUAAAAUAAAAAAUAUGCCCAUGUGACUUGGAUUUAUAACUAUUUAAUGGUAUUAUAGUAAUAUAGUUGCACCUCUUCAUAAGUUGACUACUUUAUGAAUGUAACGAAGUUAUAAUAUAAAUAUAAUCUUUCAUCGGAUUAGAACUAGCUCCUCGCUAAAAUCUGUUUGUUUGUUUUUUGUUUUUUUUGUCUUGAGUGUAACUGUUUAGCAGUGCUAAAUUCAUUUUAGGAUUACCUUAGUAUUUUGAGAACCACAACAACACACCUAACUAUGGGCACUGGACAUGAGCGACCACUUGAACUGUAACUGAUCCUCUCCUUCAUUGAAAUCUCAAUGUAGAAGUCAACUGCUUAUCCAUUGUAAACUCAUGUUUUUAUGAUGACUUGGGCCUGCGAGCCCGAAAUGCGUUACACCUAUUUACGAAUAAAAUUGAUUUUCCAAAAAAAAAAAGUAUUUUGAGAACUUAGCUUGUACAGGUGUGCUUUCAGACAUGAAUCAGCAGACUCCAGAGAGGAAAUCUGGCUUGAGGUUUUUCCACAGCUUCAGUACUGAUUGAUGUAACCAGAUCCCUUAUACCAAUUUGCACAGGAAAUAUAUUGCAUGCUGCAGAAUCUCAGACCAUUCUUCCCAAGCAUCUUGAUCAUCAGGUCCUGUCCUAACCUUGUUUCCUGGUGUCCUACAUUUACAAGGAACUGUACUCAAAAAGUGUAGCUAGAGUGGACCAUUACAUGCCAUCAGGGCACUAGGACCAUGCAGAGAGCACCGAGACAGUGUUCAUUGCAAGACCUGCUCUCAGUGGGCUGGCCUGCUUGAUUGCCAGGCAGCCUGGUGCAUUCAGGCCAGACUGACCUGUCACUAAUAUCAGUAGACCUGUCCAUUUCUGGGUGGGUCUGCCCUCUGUGGGUAGUCUGUGACACAAUCUUAUCACUGGCUUCCUACCUUUAUCCCACUUCUUGGCACGCCAAUGUUGGGGGUAGGUCAGACUGCUCAUUCUAUGGGACUACAACUAAUUUAAAGGGGGAUUUUUAACUAUCUUGGAUUUUAAAUAUUGUCAGGGUUAUUCAAAAAAGUGAGGCAUAGAAUCUACAGCGCUACGAAACUUGUUGGCGUCAUAUAAAUAAGAAAAUAAUACUAAUGUGACUGCAGAUAAGAACCAUUCAGCUCAUCUAGUCUGUUCAGUUUUCUAAACACUUUCAAUAGUCCCUGGCCUAAUCUUUUAUUUCGGAUAGCCUUAUGCCUAUCAUACGCAUGGUUAACCUUGUCAACCUCUACCACUUCAACUGGAAGGCUAUUCCAUGCAUCCACUGCCCUCUCAGUAAAGUAAUACAUCCUGAUAUUUUAAAACCUUUGCCCCUCUAAUUUAAGACUAUUAUGGAAAGACCAUGUACGCAGUAAAAUAGGAGACUUCUAAUGCAAAAUAACCAAGUUGGGAAAAUACUUCAACUUGGCUAUGCUUCCAAUUUAUUUACUUUGGCCAUAAAUUUUAGAUAAUUUUUUUUUUUUAAUUUGUUUGAAAUUCUCUAUUAAAUGAACAACCCUGUGGGUCUGGUUAUCCCAAUAUUUAACAAAUAUGUAUUUGAGGUUUGAAAGAUGAAAUUGAAUGUAGAAAUGCACACUUCUUUAUCUACAACGUGACCCCAGUUGUCUUAGCUCCUUGUCAAUCUUUAUUAUAAGCUUUGUCCCAGUGCAUAUCGUUGGAGAGUGUGGCAACACUGACUGUAGGCCCUGCAAAGAUUGCAGGAUCUAACACACAGUCCCUAUAGAGUCUGAGUGGCAGCCAUUUGAGAUGUUACUAGGCAGCAAUGUAAAUGUGAUUUAAGCAUUUGCAUUGCAGAGACAGGCUAUAGCCACCAGAACCACUACAUUGACCACCUGAAUUCAGGUGUAGUGACGUUUUUUGCAUUUUUCACACACAAACAGCACUUACAGCACGUGCGAUACUUUUUACUGUUUUGAAACACAAAUAUUUGUGUUCAGCGAAGUUUCCCGAGUACAACAGUACCCCUCAUGUACAGGUUUUAUGGUGUUUUCAAAAGUUACAGCAUCAAACAUAAGGCUUGUGUUUCAUUUUCACAUUAAAAUUCGCUAGAUUGGUUAUGUUGCCUUUGAGACCCUAUGGUAGCCCAAGAAUGAAAAUUACCCCUAUGAUGGCAUACCAUUUGCAAUAGUAGACAACCCAAGGUAUUGCAAACGGGGUAUGUCCAGUCUUUUUUAGUAGCCACUUAGUCACAAACACUGGCCAAAAUUGGCGUUUUUUGCAUUUUUCACACACAAGCAAAUACUAACGCUAACUUUGGCCAGUGUUUGUGACCAAAUGGCUACUAAAAAAGACUGGACAUACCCCAUUUGCAAUACCUUGGGUUGUCUACUAUUGCAAAUGGUAUGCCAUUAUGGGUGUAAAUUUCAUUCCUGGGCUACUAUAAAGUCCCAACGGCAACGUAACCAAUCUGGCGAAUUUCAGUUUCAAAUGUAACGUGCUAUAUUUGACCCUGCAACUUCCCAAAACGCCAUAAAACCUGUAUAUAGGGGGUACUGUUUUACACGUGAGACUUUGCUGAAUACAAAUGUGUAUUUUAUUGCAGUAAAAGCAAACAGUAUUAUGACAUUGACAGUUAAAAUGUCAUGUAGAACUAAAAAAAUUUAAAAAAAAUUCUAAUUUUUUUUUAAUAUUAAAUUGUUUCAUAGCUAAAUAUUUGAUAUUAAAUGAAAGCCCUGUUACCCCUGAAUAAAAUUAUAUAAUAAGGGUGGGUGCAUUUAAUAUGAAAGAGGUGAAUUACGGUUGGACAGACAUGUAGCGCAAAUGCCAGGUUUUGUUUACAUUUUGUUUCGUGUACAUUUGUCUCAGUCCUUAAGGGGUUAAACUGUUGGGGAAACUGUUUAACCUCCACAGGUGGUAAACUCCUGCCUGAGUAACUUUAUUGAGUUAAAUUGUUAUGGCUGUGUAUUAUUUUAUUUUUUUUUAAUUCUAAAAUGUCACAAUUAUCUAAUUUUAACAAAUUUAUUGUACUUUUUGCAGUACUUUCACAAAAUAGCUGGCCAGCUGCUCCCUCUUGCUUACAAACUCUUGAAGAGGAAUCUGUUUGCAGAAAUAAUUGAAUCUCAUCUCUCAAACCGAAGCAGAGACCAAGUGAAUCAGCUUUCUACAUAGUAAAGACUGGUUUUCCUAAAUUCUAUUUACUUUGUACAAUAUGUUCUUCUUACUUUACCAUGCAAUAAUUCAUAAAGAUAGUUUUGUAUUAAAAUGUCAGUUGUGUGUGUUUUUAAUUGGUGCAACUGUUUAGUUAUCUGGUUUGGAUAACCUUACGUUAUUUUUCUAGGUACCAAUAUAAAAAAUGCUAUUCCCAUCCCCUUUUUUACAUAAAUAAUAAAGGGAAAACAAGUUGAAGGUGACUAUUCAUUGAGGAAACAGAUUUAAAGUAAGAAUGCACACAAGUGUUGAGGUAUAUCAAAUGGUCUUGUGUUAUGUUAAAUCUGUGUGUGUCAAUCAUAUGUAGUCAAAGUUUAGGGAUAAAGACUUUGAUGGUUAAUUUCUUCUUCAAAUGGUCACUCUAAGCCAGGGGUGCCUAAUAUGUCAAAUACAAUCUACUAGUCGAUCGCAAAGGCCAUGCUGGUAGAUCGCAGCUGGCAGCACUUUACCCUGGAGGAGCACGCAACGCACGCCAAUGUGCUCCACCUUCCUCCAGUGAUUGCUGUCAGUGGAAGGAUUCCAGUGUGCGAACGGCACUGCGGCAGUAAAUCAUUGAGACCAGAGUCAGCACAUUGAACCUUCAUCAAUUGUAAGUGGUGUCUGCUUGCUAAAGUUUUUUUUAUUUUUUUUACAAAUUUUUUUA